This is a messenger RNA of Lotus japonicus, 1690 nucleotides long. Its product is annotated as probable aspartic proteinase GIP2. Gene Ontology annotation, molecular function: aspartic-type endopeptidase activity. The coding region runs from base 13 to 744 and encodes 243 amino acids. Gene Ontology annotation, biological process: proteolysis. The transcript has 2 exons. NCBI's taxonomy places the organism in Eukaryota, Viridiplantae, Streptophyta, Magnoliopsida, Fabales, Fabaceae. The record is from RefSeq and is a predicted model, not a curated record.
UUGAGGUUCAUAAUGGCUACUUCCACUACUCUCCAAUAUUUCUUCCUCCUCUGUCUACUUCUUUUCUCAGUUUCACCCACCCUAUCAAAUGAUGAAUUCCCUGAAACCGGUUUUAUCACCCUUCCUGUUAAGAAGGACUCAGCCACCCUUCAGUACUACACUUCAAUUGGCAUAGGAACUCCUCAAAAUAACAUGAACCUAGCCAUUGAUCUUUCAGGUAAAUUCCUAUGGUACGAUUGUGACACUCAUUAUGAUUCAUCAUCUUACCUUCCUGUCCCCUGUGACUCCCAAACCUGCCCUCAAAACUCCCCUUGCACUGAAUGCAAUGGUUUCCCUCCUAAGCCAGGCUGCACCAACAACACUUGUGGUCUUGGCAUCACAAACCCCUUCGCCGACACGGUUUUCUCCGGCGACAUGGGUGAAGAUCUCUUACACAUGCCCCCCAUAACAGUCCCUCGCUCCUUCAUUUCCGGCUGUGCAGACUCUGAUAGAUUCACCACCCCACUUCUCUCUGGCCUUGCCAAUGGCACCAAAGGGAUCCUUGGCCUUGCAAGGUCACAUAUUUUUUCUUUACCAAAUCAAAUCUCAUCCUCAUACAAUGUUCCUCCUAAGUUCACCCUUUGCUUACCUUCUAACAACGAAGGCACUGGGAAGAUCUUCAUUACUAGGAGACCAUUUUCACCUGACCCUGUUACACAAAUUGGACUAUCUGCCAAUUCCCAAGAUGAAUCUACUACAUCUUAAAAGAGAGUCAUAAAAUCACUAUUCCUAAGAGAACUUUUAAUUUUGGCCAUUAAUUUCAAUUUCAAUCUCAAGUCUCAACCGUUGGAUCAUCUUUUUCUGGUUCUUUUUUUAUUUAUCCUAAUUUCGUUUUUGCCUUGCAUUAUUUUAAUGGGCUCUAGCCCAAGUCCAGUACCUACACCCAUCCAACACGACAACACAGCUCUGUCUUUCAGUCUUUCUCCAUCGUCUCGCAUCAUCAGCCUUCUUCUCUUUCAUUCCGUCAUCUCGCUUCCAACCCAUCAAACACGGCAACUCAGCUCAGCCUUUCUCAACCAUCUCCAUCAUCUCGCAUCAUCAACACAGCCCAGAGAGUUGUUCAUGAAGUGGGUUAGGUUUUUAUUUCCUUCUGCACGCCACAUUCAUCUCCCUGGCACCGCCGAUCAACCAUGGUGACGGAGAAUAUCAUCAUCUUCUUUGAUUUUUAGUCAGUGUUUAGGUGAGUUUUAGAAAGAUUAUUUCAGAUGAAGAUGGAAGGGUGCGUUCUUUCGUGUUUGGUGAGGGCCAGAGUGAGAAGCCAAGAUCAUGGCAGACAGAUUUCGUCAUCCAUGAGCCGGUUCAUGUCAGUCGAGCAUUGUACUGCAGGAAAUGGUGGAGCCAAUUGUGUAAUUACAGGUUAGCUUCUUUUAUACCAUUCUUCACGUUUCCCAAUUCCAAUAGCAUGACAUACUCCAUUGAUCAUUCAAAUAGCUACCCUAUUAAGAUUUAAAUUACCUCCUACUGGUUAUAGGGUAUAGAGUAAUGGGAUUUUCCCUUCUCAAUCUCUAUAAAUACUUCCCAUCUUUUUGUUGUUGAUUCCAGUUAUAGUGAUACUCAUACUGAUGUCUUUUAUGGCUGGACCUGUGAAUCCCCUCCGCAGCAGCGUAUGCCUUGCCAGAGAUACAUGGAAAGUGAUUCCUCAAGACCAUAU